Messenger RNA from Colletotrichum orchidophilum, 4431 nucleotides. Its product is annotated as GYF domain-containing protein. Lineage: Eukaryota; Fungi; Ascomycota; Sordariomycetes; Glomerellales; Glomerellaceae. The transcript has 3 exons. Bases 1 to 4431 code for a protein of 1476 amino acids. The record is from RefSeq and is a predicted model, not a curated record. Gene Ontology annotation, molecular function: protein binding.
AUGCCUUCGAAUCUACCAUCAAGCUUCGCCUCGGCUGCCGCCGGCCAAAACGCCAACCGCGACGCGAGAGGCGGUCGACAGGACGGACGUGGAGCUGGUAGCGGGGAAUGGACUCGACGUGACGGCAGAGUUAAUGGCACCCUGACCUUCCGACGAUCCUCGACGACUCCCGGCCAACCAUCCCAACCCGCAGCCUCGUCCGAAAACGCCUUUGCCUCGACACCGCUCGAUUCCGGCGCAGUUCCUCAAACCCCUGGCGCUGCGACGUACGACUAUGCAGCCCCUUCACAGUACCAGAAGGACUCGAUUGUCGGUGUGUACAAGAAUGGCGCGGCAGAAAUAGACGCUUCCAAUGUGUUUGAAUCGGGAUGGACUCCGGGGCACACAAAUGGAAGUGCUGCGCGAGGCUGGGGAAAGACCAACAAUAAUCACAAUUCGCAAGAUCCUGCUGCCUGUUGGAACACCCGGGGCGAUAGUAACCCCAUAGCUGUCAAUGGCUUGUCUGAAGAGGAGAAGGAGGUGCGUCGGCCACUUGGAGUAGGUCACCAGGUAAACGAGACUAAUACAAGACAGGCAUUCGCAUCCGAUGUCAACUCUACUCUGAAGCCUCCUAUCCAGAACAAGGAGGGCACCCAGGGGCCAGGACCGAACGGGCGUAAGGCAUCUCUGUCGCACGGUAGUGCCGCCGGAUACGGAUUGGCAUCGCCCUCAUCUGCCUCACGACCUGGAACCCGGCGCCGAGAGACGACGGACUCCAAUCCUUUCGGCAGCGGCCCGCUCGCUUCCCCUAGCGCCACACGAUUCGCUCGCGAUGAACAGCAGUCUUUCCUGUUCGGUCGCAAGAAUAACGACGUCAAGGAGCAGGAGCCGGUUGAGGACGAAGGUGCUGUGCAGCCACAGACCAAGCCGCCCUUUGGAAACCUGACGCGUAGUAACACAGCAGGUAAUCCUUCUAUGGGUGCCAACAUUAGCUCACUCUGGGGAGCCUCUCAGCCUCCUUCAGCCGGUGGCGCUGGUAGCGGUAGCGGCGGUGGCAUGGGCAGCUUCGGCCAAUUCGCUUUGCCGACUCCAUCUUCAUCAAUUGGCACUGGCAAUCGUGGUGGAAGUCGUUUUGCAAACCUUAUGAACAAGGAAGGUACGGAAAGCGCUGCCCUUAAGCCCAGCGAGGCCUCGACUCCGGAAGCGACCCGAUCUUGGCGAUCUCGGCCUCGAACCGAUACCGACCCCUUCGGCGGAGACGACAACUUGUCAGGCAGCGCAGCGCUUGGAGGCGCUCAAGACACCAGUCCCCCACCGAUUCCCAAUCCCAGCAACAUCGGAAUGUUUGAGACCCCGGUCAAAGGGUCGACUGGAGAUUUUGGCAUGUCUGGCCUGAACUUGGGACGCCCUGCGGAGAACGAACCCGGCCCGGCUAGCCCAUCGGAGACAAACCCGUACCGCAGCCCACCAGCCGAUCGAAACGAAUCGCAGGAGGAAGGAUCAGGCGAGAUGCACCACGGCGGUGUGGCUGUUGGCACUGAACAAAACUCUGGCUUUAACGCCAUGUCGCGCGGUUUCCCGACUCACGCCUUCGACGGCAGUGAUCGCAGCCAAACCAGUAGUGCUGGACCUCGAGGUUACACCUCAGGUUGGCCCGUCCCUCUGUCCACGGGCACUCCAGACCGCGAGCGCGCCGGGUUUGGGGGAGUGUUUGGCAAUUCUCUCUUUAGUCCUAUGGGCACUGAGCUUCAGUCACCUGGACUAUCGAGCAUUGGAGGUGGUGUCUUUGGCCCAGCCAGCGCCGGAGGUCUCGGUGGCCCGGGCACCAUUGGUCGUAGCAAGCUGGGCUCUCUCUUCCCAGCCGCCAUGCAGGCGCAAAUGCAAGGACACGAGCAGGAGAACCUGAGUGACUCAUUGCCCGACCUUCGGCAGAGUAACCCUCUGGGCGCAAUUGGUCGCAAUAACUUCAGUGCCGCGCCACGGGACACCGGAAGCCCUCUUCGCAGUGGUCGCGGUGGAGUAUUUGAGGAAAUGUUCCCCUCAGACCCUACCCGAUCUCACAGCGGUUUUGGCGGUUCCGACCAUCCAGGCGCCGCGGGCGUUGGCCAUCCCCAAGCGUUCACUCCCGGAGCAUCCGCUGGGGCCGAAUUUGGUUCGACUCCUGUGCGUCAGAUGGUCAUGCCAGACCGCAUGCGCUGGGUCUACCUGGAUCCCCAAGGACAGAUUCAGGGCCCUUUCAGCGGGUUGGAAAUGAAUGAUUGGUACAAGGCGAAUUUCUUCACUCCCGAUCUACGCGUUAAGAAGGUUGAAGACCCUGAGUUUGAGCCUCUCGGACAGCUCAUCCGUAGAAUUGGAAACUCUCGCGAACCCUUCCUCGUUCCCCAGAUCGGCAUCGCCCAUGGGCCCCCGUCUCAAGCUGGGCCGUUCUCUCCAAGCGGCAACACCGGCGUUAUUCCCCCUCUCAGUGGUGUCUUCCCCAGCUUUGGUCGGACUUUGACUGCGGAGGAGCAAAACAACCUGGAGCGUAGGAAGCAGGAGGAACAGCAGGCCAUGGCACAACAACGAGACUUCAUGAUGAGGCAGCAAGCCAUCACCCGACUGCAAGGUCAAGGUCCAGGUGGUGUCCCAGGUUCUUUGCACCACCAGCACAGCGCUCACAGCUUGCAGAGCCAACCUAGCUUCGGCAGCAUUUCCUCACCGAUUGGUGCCCAUACUCAGCAGCCGCCCAUUGGAGGGGGUGUUGGACCGACAUCCGGGUUUUUUGACUCGGCUGCCCAGCAGGGAACUACCCAACCCCCCGUCGGUUCCGGACUCGACCAUUUUCGUGAGGAGGAGCUUGCCACACUGAAUGCCUCCGAGCGCCAGAUGCUCGCGAAUGUUCAAGUCCCGCCCAGCCUCGCAGGUCUCUUUCCUCAACAACCCGUCGGCGCUCCCGCGAAGGACGGCAACCACAGGAACAACCUUCCUGGCACGGAGCAGUUGGACAAAGAUGAAGAAGGAUUUCGUGAGCGCUUGAAGGAGUUUGAGGACAUCCGCGCCGAACGCGACUCUGAGCAAUCUCAAGAGGCUGCGGCAAAUCAAAGCAUUCAAGAAGAUGUCGCCCAAGAGCUUUCGGCGCCAGCCAUCGCUCAAGCUAUUGGCAACGAACAGCACAAAUCGCCCGCACCUGGCAUAAAGGAGAUCAUGGAGGAGGAGCAUCAGCUGUCUCUGACUCAACGGGUCCAGCAGGCUCAGGCUGCCGCCGAAGCUGCCAAGAACGCGGCUGCUGGCCUUCCCAUGCCGUUCCCACCCCCGUUGCCUGCGGCUGGAACGCCUCUGCCGGCUCCCACCGCGCAGCGUGUCCGUUCCAACCUGCCCGAGCAGUACAAUCGUUCUCAGACUGGGACUCCUGACACGGGUUCCGCAACGGAGCCCCCGCCAUUGGCACCAUGGGCCAAGGAGGCUGCGAGCCGCAAGGGACCCAGCCUGAAGGAGAUUCAGGAAGCCGAAGCGCGAAAGGCGGCCAAGGCCGAGGAGCUUGCUGCGGAGCGUCGCCGCCUGGCCUUGGAGCAAGAGGCUGCGGCUCUGAGAGAGCGUGAGAAGGCCAUUGUCGCCGCUACUGGCCUGCCGACUACCAGCACGUGGGGCAAUGGAUCCCCAGUCGCCGCUGCCAGCCCCUGGACCAAGCCUGCUGUUGUCAAGCCUACCCCAGGCACCAGCACCCCGAGCAAGCAGAAGACGCUCGCCGACAUCCAGCGUGAAGAGGAGGUGAGAAAGCUCAAGGCCAAGGAGGUUGCCAUCCAGACCGGACUUGCGACUGCUGCUGCUGGCAAGCGCUAUGCCGACCUUGCCACCAAGCCCAACGCGGCUCCUGGUCUUGCACAGUCCGGCACGCCCGCCCCGCCUCCGGGCCCCGGCUGGGCCACCGUUGGAGCCGGCGGGAAGGUGAAGGUGCCCACCGGGCCUGCCUCUCAAACGAGAUCUGUCAGCGCUGCUGGCGUGAAGCCGGUCCCGGUCGUUGCAAAGCCCGCAGUCAAGCCUGUCGCUACUGUGGUUGCGCCUGCUCCCACUAAGGGCAAUGCUGCCAUGGAUGAGUUCAACAAGUGGCUCCACCACGAGUUGUCCCGUGGCCUUAACGGCGUCGAUGUGGACACUUUUGCUGGCAUUCUUGUUGAACUGCCCCUCGAGGACGGUAUCAUUGCUGACGCAGUGUACGCGAACUCCAAGACCAUGCAUGGCGCGCACUUUGCUGAGGAGUUUGUCCGCCGCAAGAGACUCGCUGAUAAGGGCAUUAUCGAGAAGCAGGGCUCUGUCGACAGCAAGCUGGGCAGCUCUUCCAGCGGAUGGAACGAGGUUGCCAAGAAGGGCGGCCACAAGGAGCAGCCUCCCGCGGCAGCUGGAGACGCCGGUAUUCAGGGCGCGGGCUUCAAGGUUGUGCCCACCCGCAAGAAGGCGGGCAAGAAGAGCAACUAG